ACUGCGUGAUUUCGGUAAACUGACUUUUCUGUAUAACACAUAACGUUCUCUUUAAGCAUGACGCGUAACAUAGAUUGGAAUGAAUUGAGUGCCGAUAAAAAGUUUAUUGGAAAUGGUACUUUCGGUGCUGUAUUCAAGGUGACAUGGAACUCAAAAAAUGGUCAAAAAACCGUCGUGAUUAAACAAUUCCAUCUUAACGCAAAUGAGGAUCAAAUUAAAAAAGAAGUCGACAUGCUAUCGCUGGUCAAUCAUGAUAAUAUUGUAAAGUUAAUAGGUACUACAAAAGAUGAGAAGGAAAGAAUGGCCAUUGUAAUGGAAUACGCAGAGUGUGGCUCUCUUUAUGACCUACUGCACAAUAAGGAAAAUAAGAACACUGAUUUACCACAUACACUGCGUAUUAGCUGGAUGCUGCAAUGUGCAGAGGCCAUUAAAUACCUUCAUGAACUCAGUCCGAAAAUUCUUCAUCGUGAUCUAAAACCAAAAAAUCUACUGCUUUUCAAUAAUUGUCGAACAUUGAAAAUAUGUGAUUUUGGCACAGUUAAGAAGCAGGAAACCUUUAUGUCUUAUGUUGGAACUAUUUGUUAUAUGGCACCAGAGGUCUGUGAAAGGUCAUACACUGAGAAAUGCGACGUAUAUAGCUUUGGUAUUACAUUUUGGGAAGUAAUGUCAAGAAAGAAACCAUUCUACCACUUGGAAACUCAUCGGACUGUAUACGUUAAAAAGAAAACCGCAGAAGAUGAUCGUCCACCCAUCGAUGACAUUCGGAAUAUUCCAAAAUCCGAGCAGAUUAUAGAACUUAUAGAACGCUGUUGGAAUGGAGACGCAUAUAAACGACCGACAAUGCGAGAAAUAAUAAGUAAUAUUAAUAUUUUGUACUCAAUUAGGGAUGUGGAAGAGCCUAACUUAAGUCUGAAAAUACCAGUCAAAAAUGAAGAUAUCAGAUUGAUUAAUGAAGAUAUCAAUCCGAUUCAUAAAGAUGAAUGGAAAAAUAUUACUAUAGGAGAGCUCAUUGGAUAUGGCUCGCUUGGAGAAGUAUAUAAGGCUCUCUGGAUAACUAAGAAGGGAUCAAAGAUAAUUGCACUUAAAAGAUAUAGACCUUAUUAUUCGAUCAACUCAAAAAAAUUAACAAUUUAUAGUUCACAACUAAAGCAUGAUAAUAUUCUAAAAUUAUAUUGUCUAUCCAUUGAUUACAAUAGAACCCCUAUUGAGCUUAUGGAGUAUGCCGAUUGCGGAACUCUCUAUAGUGCUGUGCAUGAUUGUACAGUGAAUAUUGUUAAUCAUGCAUAUGAAACGUUUUCUUUAAUGUGGGUGUUGCAUUGCGCGAAGGGUCUCAAAUUUCUGCAUGAACAAAACAUUAUUCAUCGUAAUAUAACUUCAAAGAAUCUGUUUCUUUUUAACAAUUAUCAAACCCUAAAGAUUCGACUACCUGAAACAGUGAGGACAGAGGGUACAUAUAUGACACAAUAUGUUGGAACUUUUGAUUAUAUGGCUCCAGAAAUUAUGGAAGGGAUGCAAUACACCAAAAAGUGCGAUAUCUAUAGCUUUGGGAUAAUGCUGUGGGAGGUGAGGUCACGAAGGAAACCGUACUACGAAAUAUACUUAUUUAGAAAUAUUAUACAUUUCGAAGUGAUUGAAGGUCUUCGUCCAAAUAUAUGUUUUGUCGUCGACAUUCAAAAUUCGGAUGAGAUAAAAAGUUUGAUUAGAAAAUGCUGGGAUGCGGAUCCACAGGAAAGACCUUCUAUGGAGAAAGUAGUCGCAAUUAUGGAAAAAUAUUCUUCUUAUUAAGAGAACGGCAACCAAAUUUUGAAUAUUAUGAAAAAUAUUAUUACCAUCUGCACGUUUAUUUAAAAUUCACGUUCUUCUAGUUUUUGGUUAUAAUUUAUAAAAAUAUAAUAAGAAAG
This is a messenger RNA of Drosophila nasuta, 1901 nucleotides long. RefSeq lists its product as uncharacterized. The coding region runs from base 58 to 1785 and encodes 575 amino acids. Lineage: Eukaryota; Metazoa; Arthropoda; Insecta; Diptera; Drosophilidae. Gene Ontology annotation, molecular function: ATP binding; MAP kinase kinase kinase activity. The record is from RefSeq and is a predicted model, not a curated record. The transcript has 9 exons. Gene Ontology annotation, biological process: immune response; JNK cascade; positive regulation of canonical NF-kappaB signal transduction.